Cynocephalus volans (Philippine flying lemur) is the source of this 5903-nucleotide messenger RNA. RefSeq names its product inositol-trisphosphate 3-kinase B (gene ITPKB). Gene Ontology annotation, molecular function: inositol tetrakisphosphate kinase activity; inositol-1,4,5-trisphosphate 3-kinase activity. The transcript is spliced from 7 exons. Gene Ontology annotation, biological process: inositol phosphate biosynthetic process. Gene Ontology annotation, cellular component: cytoplasm; nucleus. NCBI's taxonomy places the organism in Eukaryota, Metazoa, Chordata, Mammalia, Dermoptera, Cynocephalidae. Bases 1 to 2832 code for a protein of 943 amino acids. The record is from RefSeq and is a predicted model, not a curated record.
AUGGCUGUGUACUGCUAUGCGCUCAACAGCCUGGUGAUCAUGAAGAGCGCCAAGCAGGGCAAGAGCGGCGGCGACCCCGCGCCCAGCCGCAGCCAGACGCCCCCGCCCCCGGGGAGGCCCGUGCUGAGCCCCGGCAGCGUCUUCAGCCCCGGGACAGGCGCCUCGUUCCUCUUCCCCCCCGCCGAGCUGCUGUCGCCCGACAAGCCCCGGAGCCCCGGGGGCUGGCGGAGCGGCCGGCGCAGGCUGAACAGUAGUAGCAGCGGCAGCGGCGAGAGCAGCGGCGGCAGCGUGGGCAGCCGGAGCUGGGCGGGCCGCCUGCGCGGGGACGGGCAGCAGGUGGUGGCCGCCGGUACCCUGUCCCCUCCGGGGCCGGAGGAGACCAAGAGGAAGCUGCGGAUCCUGCAGCGCGAGUUGCAGAACGUGCAGGUGAACCAGAAAGUGGGCAUGUUCGAGGCGCACAUCCAGGCGCAGAGCUCAGCCGUGCAGGCGCCCCGCAGCCCGCGUCCGGGCAGGGCUCGCUCGCCCUCUCCGUGCCCCUCGCGCAGCAGCAGCCAGCCCCCUGGAAGGGGGCUGGCCCAGUGCGCCCCGAGCGACGAACGGAGGACAAAGUCCUGGGGGGAGCAAUGUCCAGAGACUUCAGAGGCCGAUUCUGGGAGGAGGAGAGGGCCCAGCCUACGCCCCUCCAAGGACAAGGACGGAGUGGCACCUCUCCCCAGCCGGGCCGCCCCGACGGGAUCUGGGGCUCAAGGUCCAGCCGCUUCGGUGAGGAUCGAGGACGGCGUCCCUGCCAGUCCCCACUACGGCUCACCCGUAGCUAUGGAAAUUGACAAGAGUGUCUCUGCUCCUUCGGGAACUCAGAGCUGCCAAGCUCCCUCGUUGGGGCUGGUCGGAGAGAACUUAGUGAUGGCCACAGAAGUGGCACCCAGAGCCACAUCCACUGGGCCACACCGCCCACAGCGUCCUGCAUCGUUUGAGCGGUCUGAGAGGGCCAUCGACCUUGAGGACCCGCGCCUCCGGGUGGCCUCUGUAGAGAGGCAGGGGCAGUUUCUGGGCAGUGGGACAAGCCCAGCCCCCGAGAGGGGACGGCCCCGCGGUGGAGAGUCCCCAGGGAAGAUGAGGAAAGGAAAUCUGCCCUGUGGCAUGCCCAGCUCCGGGGCGUCUGAAGUGGGAGGAAGGCCAGAGGAGAAGACUGUGAAUGCAGAAAACUCGGAGCCCUCCGAUGCUCUGCACUGGUCCAGGCCGUCUGGAGAUCUGGGCUCCGUAGGCCCCAGGGAGGCCCCAGGUGGGGCCCCAGUGGUGGGGGGUCCUCGGCAGCCCUCCGACAGAGCAGAGGAAAGGUCUCCAACGCUGGGCUUGCUUGGGGGCCUAGCACAGCCCGGGACCAGGGAGGUGGAGGUGAGAAUUCCUUCUGGCAGAAUGCUGGAGGCUUUGCCCUGUUGGGAAGCAGCAAAAGACAUGAAAGAACCUCAGUGCCUUCCUGGGGACAGGGUGGGUGUGCAGCCUGGGAGCUCCAGGGUUUGGCUGGGCCCCGUGGUGGAAGCCAAUCUGGUGUGGACGUGUGGCACAGGGGUACAAGCGGAGGGGACUUGGGAAACCCAGAGGAAGGACAGAAACCCCGGCCCCACCCUGGAACUUCUGCCCCCGGCUCACGACAAGCCUUCUCCCAGAGAGGCCUGCAGCCCCAGCAACAUACCUGCCGUGAUCAUUACAGACAUGGGCGCCCAGGAGGACGGGGGCUUGGAGGAGGUGCAGGGAAGCCCUCAGGGCAACCUGCCCCUAAGGAAACUGUCCUCUUCCUCGGCUUCCUCCACGGGCUUCUCAUCCUAUGAGGACUCGGAGGAGGACAUCUCCAGUGACCCUGAGCGCACUCUAGACCCCAACUCAGCCUUAUUGCAUACCCUGGACCAGCAAAAGCCCAGAGUGAGCAAAUCAUGGAGGAAAAUAAAAAACAUGGUGCACUGGUCUCCCUUUGUCAUGUCCUUCAAGAAGAAGUACCCCUGGAUCCAGCUGGCGGGACACGCAGGGAGUUUUAAGGCGGCCGCCAAUGGCAGGAUCCUGAAGAAGCACUGUGAGUCGGAGCAGCGCUGCCUGGACCGGCUGAUGGCAGACGUGCUGAGGCCCUUCGUGCCCGCCUACCACGGGGACGUGGUGAAGGACGGGGAGCGUUACAACCAGAUGGACGACCUGCUGGCCGACUUCGACUCGCCCUGCGUGAUGGACUGCAAGAUGGGCAUCAGGACCUACCUGGAGGAGGAGCUCACCAAGGCCCGGAAGAAGCCCAGUCUGCGGAAGGACAUGUACCAGAAGAUGAUUGAGGUGGACCCCGAAGCCCCGACUGAGGAGGAGAAAGCCCAGCGGGCUGUGACCAAGCCGCGGUACAUGCAGUGGAGGGAGACCAUCAGCUCCACGGCCACCCUCGGGUUCAGGAUUGAGGGUAUCAAGAAAGAAGACGGCUCUGUGAACCGGGACUUCAAGAAGACCAAAACGAGGGAGCAGGUGACCGAGGCCUUUAGAGAGUUCACUAAAGGAAACCAAAACAUCCUGAUCGCCUACCGGGACCGUCUGGAAGCCAUUCGAGCCACCCUAGAGGUUUCUCCCUUCUUCAAGUGCCACGAGGUCAUCGGCAGCUCCCUCCUCUUCGUCCACGACAAGAAGGAACAGGCCAAGGUGUGGAUGAUUGACUUUGGAAAAACCACGCCCCUGCCCGAGGGCCAGACUCUGCAGCAUGAUGUCCCCUGGCAGGAGGGGAACCGGGAGGACGGCUACCUCUCGGGGCUGAACAACCUCAUUGACAUCCUGACGGAGAUGUCCCAGGGCGCCCCGCUUGCCUGAGGCUGCCCUGCACCCACCUGUGUGCCCACCUGUGCGCCCACCUGUGCGCCCACCUGGCCUCUUCCCCCCUCUGCGCUCCUCUUCUUAACUUUUCCUUCACUUCUCCCUGGCUGGGCUCAAGCCCCAGAACUGACCCUCCCGAACUGCACUAUAAGACACUUUGUAGAAGAAGAGAGGAGAUGAGACGUUCUAGUGGUUUUCCUAACUUAAAGACCUGGAGGUGACAUUUCCACUGCUUUGUAAAUAGAAUCACCUACUAGAAGAGAAAUACCCAAACCCAGCCUCAAUUUCCUGUAGCAGCCAGUUGGGUUCAGAGCAGGAGGGAGCUCGGGUGACCCUGGGACCCCCGGCUGCAGAGGGGCCCUGACAGAUGAGCCCUGCUUGUAGAAGACCCUUAGACCUGGGCGCAGGCCCCCCUGCCCCCUCCCCUGGUGGCUACCUGCAGAGGCCUGUCGCCCCCUGGUGGCCGGUGCCAUUACCAUCGCUGCCAAGCACAGCCCGUUUCUGCCUAUGCUUCCGAAUCAAUUGAUUGAUCGGGAGCCCAGCAGCCAGGCUGGGUCCCUUGUGCCUGGCCUGGAAGUAGGGCUUUCUGGUAGUUGGGGCACAAAACCAUGGGGGAGCCACCUGUUGGCCGUGAGCAAAGUACCCUCGGAUCAGCAGCCUCAGGGGCUCCCAGAGACAGCGUGGUGGCCUUUCUAGAGCUGCUGAAAGCAAGGACCCCUGCACGCAUCUGGUAUUGAAACCCUCCAGCUCUGGACCAGGCCCAGGAGCCAGGAGAAGUCUGAAGCCAACUUGGCUGUGAUCUGUGACCUCCACCUUCCCAGAAGGGGGCAGGCAAGAGCUCUUUCUUCCUUCUGGAACUGCCGCUUAUCAAUCCAGAGGGGACAAUCUGCAAAGCUGAGCUCCUAGGAAUGCCACCCCACCCUCCCAGAGCCACGUGUUCAUGGUCUUUUUUGUGCCUCCCGCUCCCUGCCCUGCUGUGGCAAGGUCUAGGGGGCUGGGUGGGAGUGGGUCGGGGCACCCACAGCCCCCCAGGGAAGACGGGCCCUGCAGAAUCUCUUGCCCUGGGGGGAGAAUGUUCUCGCUCUCCUCCCUGGUGCUAGCUGGUCGACCUUGCAUGGGGCCCAGGUCACUAAUGGUUAUGGGGAGAGGACAGGAGGGGGUUCAGGCCAGCACCAGGCAGGAAAGAGGCAGGAUUCUGGUAUCAUUUUUGAAUUUCCUCUGAAGUAAGUCUCAUGGCUUGAAGGGCUCAGAGUUGUGGUCCUAAUGGAGUGUCGGUAGCUUCCAGGGUCCAGUGCCAGGGCUGUGCGGACAUCUCUUCCUGGAGUCUCUGUCUUGCUCAAAGAUUCACAGGGAACCAUUUUUUAAGCCUUAGUUUGACUGUCAAGCAAGUAAGUCUAUGUUAUUGAGAGGAAUGUAAAUUUGGCAUGACUCUUUAAGAACAAAGCUCCUUGCUCUGUUGCCAUUUGGAGCUGUGUCCCCAGGCCCCUGGGGGCUUUGCUGUCAGAGGUGCAGGAGUGCAGAGAGACCUGCCUCAGGGACCCAGAGGGAGGAGGUGGGGACCAAGGUGUGCAUGCCAGCAGGGACCACUGCCUGGGCCGCCCACCCUGGCGCCCCAGGGCCCAUGUGACACAUACGUUUCCCCUUUUGUGCUGGGUGAGUGACAGUUGGUGGGGGCAGAGGAUGGGACAUAUGAGGAUGUUUAAGUACAGAUUUUAAAAAAGGAAAUCACUUAAACUUCCUGGCUCUCGUUCAAAACAGUGGUGAGCUCUGGUGUGGGCUGACUCGCUAAAGGUCACACUCCCGCCCCUGCUGAGCACAGAGACCUCGUGACAGCACGUGAUCUGGAAGGCAGGCAGGACGGGGGCGUCAGGGAGCCAAAGCCAGCUCUAGGUCUCCGGAGCUAGCAUCACUUGCAGGUUAGAAGGGACUUGGAUGGUCUGUGCUUCAGACAUCGUCGGGGAAGGGACAGAUGUCAUUAAUUCAGACAUAAAGAUUACAUAAGCACGGACUAGACAAAAGUUUUCAAUGGAAAAAGUUUGCUAAAGCAAAUUAACGAUAUGAAUAAAAAUUAAGAGGGGACCAGUGAAACCUAUUUAAGAGAAUAAAACUUUCCGAGCACUUUAAGCAGGCAUCAGUUGUUUGCAAUGUGCUGAUAUGCAAAUAAUUUCUUUAUUAAAGGUGGCCCAUGGGACCCCAUAUUGGCAAUACUUUCCUUCAGGUUACAUUAUAUCUGUGAGAGUGAUAAAAAAAAAAUGCCAUCUUUUUAGGGUUAUUCUGUAUUACUGAGGAUUUUUGUUCUGUUUUUUGUAUUUACCACGCUAGGUCUCUCCCACACCUUUGUCUCUCAAGCCAUCUGUCACCCCCUGGCCCUUUCCCCCUUGUCUCAGUGGGACAGAUAGAUCCUGGAAUGGAAUUUCUCAGAACCCCUGCCCUGGCAGUCUGAAAGACCAGGCCCACCCAGCCCUGGUCCCACCAGGGACUCCUUGGGUCUUGGCCAUACAGGUGCCAGGAGGGGGGACAUGCUGAAUGCACCUGUGCACAGGUGAACGGGGUCCCCAGGGGUGCUGGGCCUUCAGACUGCUUAGUGCUCUCAGAAGCUUUCCUCGGCUGCUUUCCCCAGACUCGCCUUUAGUGUCCUGUAAGAAGUUUUUAAGUUAUAUUUAUUUUAUUGGUUUUAAAAAUUGCACAAAACACUACAACUGAAAGGCUGGAUUCUGUGUCUCCUUUAAAGCUUCGCCUUCCUGUGCUUCGUUUUCCACUUGGUGGAAAAAACCCAGCAGCAACCCUGGCCUCCCAAGAUAGCUCUUUCCCCCGUCAGCUGUAUUUAGCUUUGAGCUCCACUGAUCUGGUCAACCCUGCGUGUGUAUAUAAUCCGGCCCCUUGCUCUAGGGUGUUUACCCUGUCGGUGCCUUUUUUCUGGAGGAGAGGACCCCCCCUCAGAGGAGCUGUCCUCUUCUGCACCCCACCCCAUGGGACCUUGAAGGAAACUGAACUGUUACACGCCCCUGCACAGAACCUGUCCAAGACUGCGGAUGCCCCACCUUCCUGAAUAAAGGCCCUGGAGACCA